Molecule: messenger RNA, 2489 nt
Organism: Rhizopus microsporus ATCC 52813
Lineage: Eukaryota; Fungi; Mucoromycota; Mucoromycetes; Mucorales; Rhizopodaceae
Product: WD40 repeat-like protein
Exons: 7
Coding region: 61-2298 (745 amino acids)
Biological process (GO): chromatin organization; establishment of protein localization to chromatin
Cellular component (GO): nuclear origin of replication recognition complex
Molecular function (GO): protein binding; DNA binding; chromatin binding
Source: RefSeq, a predicted model, not a curated record
CUGAACACGACUCUCGCGGUUGAAAUUUUUUUUCUUUCUCCUAUUUUUCUUUUAAAAAAAAUGCCAGAGUUAUCAGACCAGACUUACACACAGCCUACUCUAGCAAAAAUACCCAAUACUGGCACACCUUCCAUACCAGAGGAUGACCAUCAGAUUACUACAAAGACCAAGAUUGAAUUUGACCAGGAUAAACUAAACGGUAAUGAAGCUUUACCAACAGCCAUCCUUAACGAAGGCGACGAUGAUAGAGAUGAGAGAUCAGUACAACAAACGCAAGACGAACCUGGCAUCGAUCGUCCCAGGAAAAGAGCAAGAUUGGAGACACCCACAUUCGCACCAAGAUCUGACGAUUCUGACAGUAAGAGCGAAGGGUCUACCCAACCACAACCUGUACAUCCUCCUGCUAAAAGAAGGGGACGUCCGCCAAAACAAAAAAACCAAGAGACACCCAAGAUGGUCAAGACGGCUGUAAGCACACGCGGAAGAGGAAGAGGUCGUAGACCUGCACCUCGACGCGUAAGGACAACAAACAGACGGAUCAAACAAGUAGAUUCCGAUAGUGAUAGCGGUGUUGAAGGCGGCACAGAAAGCGAGAGCGAAACGGAAAGUGAAAGCGAUAGUGAUAGCGAAGUUGCAGAAUUUGAAACCGAAACCAGUGAAGAGUCUGUUACUCGCCGCAAGAGAGCACCAAGAAGAAGAAAGGAGAAAAUCGAUAGGAACUUUGUAGAAGUAUCGUUAACCAAUAUCAUUAGACGAAGAGAUGUAGCUGCUCGUGAUCCGAAUGCAGUAAAACCUACCAAAAGAGUAAUCACUAGAUCAAAAAAGCCAUUGAAUUACAAAGAAGAAAGUAGUGAGCAAACAAUUGGUGAUACUGGCCCUGACAGCGAAGGCGCCGUUGAAGAGCUAAAGCCUGCCCCAAAGAAAAAAGGAAGACCUCGCAAGGUUGUAAGCGAACCUAAAAAAACUAUACAGAUAAAGCAGAAUGUAAAGCAGAAUAUAAAACAGGACGCAUCACGGAAAACGCGACGAAGGAAAAACAGCUCUACCACUUCAACAGAACCACUUCCUAUCAUCAACAAGGAUUAUAGCCUCUCUUUUGUUAUAGAAGGCCAUACUAAUAUAAAUGUGCCCGUAAAAGUGUCAAAAGAUGGUGAAGAAAAUCAAUCUAAAGAUAUUUGGUGCUGUGAAUUUGAACCACAUCGUCCUGGACAAGUGCAAACAGAUGUGGUAGCAUUAGCCGGUUCAUACAGCGUACUUUUCUUAGAUGUGCAGCAAGGUCGAUAUACCAAAAAGUACACACAUUCAGAAUCUCAAGAAAUAUUUUAUUGCAUGGCUUGGACAACCUUGAAUAUUGACGAAGACUCUGAUAGUUCAAGUGACGAAGAUGAGGAAACGUGUAAUGUAUUAGCUGUGGGCGGAAGGCUAGGGUCUAUCAAGCUGCUUAAUCCUUUACAGAAUGAAUGUUAUCGCUAUCUCUUUGGACAUAAGGAUGCUAUUUUAAAGAUGGCUUUUAGUGCAUCUGAACCAAGAUGGUUAUUCAGUGCGUCUGCAGAUAAAACAGUACGUCUGUGGGAUAUUGGCUCACCAACUAGUGCAGCAGAUGACUCAAUGUGUCUUGCAAAAUUUGCAUUACCUCAACAUUUCGGAGAGCCUUCAGCUCUAAGCGUAUCAUUUGACCUUAGUACACUCAUCGUUGGUUGUUCGGACGGAAAUCUUGUCCGCUACUCGAUCACAGCCGCUCAAUUGAAAAAGUUUAGAUCCAUUGUUGAGCAGAAUGACGAGGAAAGAGUUACAACCAUACAGCCAACGGUUAUUUAUCCAUCGGGAGAUGAGUGGCAUGAAGGAUAUGUAGAUGAUAUACAUAUUAUGGGACAAGAUAGCGAUGAAAAAGAUCCAUUAUAUAAUCAUGUUGCUUCUCGUGCUGAAGAUUUAGAAAUUGUCAUUUGGGAUUUGGCAAAGAGCACGCCAAAGGAUAUAGAGAUCUAUAAGUCACUAAAAUGGCCAGAUUCAGAUGGUUCUACUGGUUUACGAUUUAAAGUCAUAGAAAAGAAUGGGCAAAAGGUACUACUUGCAGGCGACUAUGAAGGAGAUAUACACAUUUUCAAUAUUGGAGACGGACAAAAAAGUCGAACAUUACCCGAUAACACCAAAGAAUUAUUUCGUCCUGUUAACAUUCUUUCACAUGAAAUGUCAAAAGAAUUGAUCAGAGAUGUAUCUUGCUCAGCUGAUACCCGCUCAAUUAUUGCUGUAGAUACUAAUAAUAAUGCUUUCAUAUGGAGAUGUACAGAUACAAUUUAGAGCAACUGAUAGGGCACGCAAAAAGAAAAACUAUAACCAGCUACGUGAACAAAAAUAAACGUAAUAAUCAAUCACUUGUCCUAUUAAAUAUAAUUGAACUUUGGGGCAUUACACGUCAAUUUUAUGAGCCAUGAUUCUUACUUUUUACAAGAAUUCUGAGGAAAGAGAUUUCUAGAUAAUUAAUGACACAG